Laetiporus sulphureus 93-53 is the source of this 702-nucleotide messenger RNA. RefSeq lists its product as uncharacterized. The coding region runs from base 89 to 478 and encodes 129 amino acids. Lineage: Eukaryota; Fungi; Basidiomycota; Agaricomycetes; Polyporales; Laetiporaceae. The transcript is spliced from 3 exons. The record is from RefSeq and is a predicted model, not a curated record.
GUCUGACGUCCGCCCGCGUACAGCGCUGAACGGUAUCGGUACUUGUCUCAUGGUCGAUGACGCCCGCCGCUAGAAGCAAUGGACGUUGAUGUGCGGUCCAUCAAUUACUCGGGCUCGGCGUUCGACGUUCAACGUUCAGGCUGCGGGGAAGAAGCGGUCGGCGCUCGGCACGCACUGCAUUACGUGGAUUUUGUUCCUAAGUGCGAUGUCUUCCAGUUCUGCUAGUUCUGCAGUGAUGAAUAUAUGCGAGUCGCCCGCUUCGAUCGGCCGCUCAGAACUCUCGCUUUCCGCGCGAAAUAUGCGAGCGAGUCAUCGGCUAUUAUGGGAGCCGAGCAGUCUUCCUGGAGAGUCUCAACCUCGCAGCAAGGGCGUUCGUACCGCGGCCGUGCCUCGCUGCCCUGUCCAUCUGCAGCUACGUGAAGUUCAUGCUUCAUCGACGUUCAUAUCCUGCUACACUCGCUUUGUGGCAAUCCGAUGAUGCAUUAUAUAUGCGCCCGAGAGGGCAACAUUUAUGACCUGAUUAUCUAAGUGUAUACGCCUCUAUACAGCUUUGUCCUCUCCAGACAGCCAAAAAAGGGGGGGACAACGAUAUUACGGUGAACAGUCUGUGAUUGGCUCUUUUGCGCAACUUGGAUGCAAAACAAUUGGCGCAUGCAUUCAAUUAUGCAUCAAGAACCAACGAGAUGAGCAAAAAAGGUCCGA